AUGGCCGCAGGCUCCAGCAACAAACUACCGGAUCCGGGAAAAUGUGGUUCAAUGGUCCCACUAGCUUCUCGACAGAUUUACGGCGGAACCCGAACGAACAUUGGCAGUUAUCCUUGGGCUGUGAACUUGAUUUACCACAAGGGAGAAUCGAACGAUAAUCUGUUCAAAUGCGGAGGAAGCUUGAUUUCGGAACGCUACGUUCUGACUGCUGCACAUUGUCUCACUAUAAUCAAUUCUGAUCUCAGAUUAAACCGCAUACGGUUGGGAGAGUGGGAUCUACUCAAGGAACAGGACUGCAAUGCAGAGCUGAUCUGUGCUGAUCCACCGUUGGAUGUUGGAAUUGAAAAAUAUGGAAGCCGUAACAAAUUACACGUUUCGCUGAAAGGUGUUUCUAAUGACGUUUGUGGAAAAGUUUACGUUAGCAAAAUUUUUCCGUCGCAUUUAUGUGCUGGAGCAGAAAAAGGCAAGGACGCCUGUCAAAAGGACUCUGGUGGUGGUUUAGUAGCCGCUAUAGAUGGCGUUUAUUACGAGUACGGUAUUGUAAGCUUUGGCUCGGGCUGUGGACUACAAGGUGUACCGGGAGUGUACGCUCGAGUAACGACCGUUUUGGACUGGAUCCUGAAGCAAUUAGAUUAG
Sabethes cyaneus is the source of this 636-nucleotide messenger RNA. Its product is annotated as serine protease easter-like. The record is from RefSeq and is a predicted model, not a curated record. Gene Ontology annotation, biological process: proteolysis. The transcript is spliced from 4 exons. The coding region runs from base 1 to 636 and encodes 211 amino acids. Gene Ontology annotation, molecular function: serine-type endopeptidase activity. Lineage: Eukaryota; Metazoa; Arthropoda; Insecta; Diptera; Culicidae.